CCAGAUGUUUUGGUCGGUGAAUGACAUAACUAUAAUAACAAAGUAAAUUUAGUCCUUUACUUUUAUUAAACUUUUUAAUCACACAUUUUGUGUAAAAUGUCGGCCAAUAAAUAUAAUGAGUUAAUAAAGUUAGGCACACAAUACGCUCGACGAAUGGACUACCUAUCUAAUCGAAUAUUUGGCGAAGUUGCACGUAAUACAAAUGACAAGUCAAUGAAGGUAGUUCGUAUGUUCGCUGAGGAGCCGGUGCAUAAGCGUGAUAUGUUAAAUAAUUGGUAUCCACGACACGUAGAAACUCAUGUACUCAUGAAGAAUUUACGCGCUUAUGGUUUGUUCCGUGAUGAACAUGAAGAUUUCAAAGAGGAAAUGAAGCGAAUGAGACGGUUGCGCGGUAAGGCUGCACCCAAGAAGGGCGAGGGCAAACGUGCAUCUAAAAAAUAGUGUAUAAGUGUUUUAAUAAAGAUGUUGUUUAUUUAUAUAUC
Ceratitis capitata (Mediterranean fruit fly) is the source of this 482-nucleotide messenger RNA. RefSeq names its product 28S ribosomal protein S33, mitochondrial (gene mRpS33). The record is from RefSeq and is a predicted model, not a curated record. Lineage: Eukaryota; Metazoa; Arthropoda; Insecta; Diptera; Tephritidae. The transcript has a single exon. Gene Ontology annotation, cellular component: mitochondrion. Bases 97 to 441 code for a protein of 114 amino acids.